AGUGUAUUCAAUUAAAUAUAGGUUGAACAUGAUUUGCAAAUCAUUGUAUUCUGUUUUUAUUUGUUUAACACAACGUCCCAACGUCAUUGGAAUUGGGGUUGUAAAACUGUAUAAAAGGUCACUGUUGUCUUGUCCGACAGUAUGCAUGACGGUGGUUCCUUGUAAAUUCGGAGGCCAAAGUCAGCCAAGCUCAUCAUUUUCAAUUGAAAGAGAGAAUAAUUUCCCUUCGAUGUAAUCAAAGUCAAAUUAACAGUUUCUAUCAUCAGCUACUUGGUGUGUGGAAGCAUCAAUGAAGGCUGUCUGUUUUAAGGGUCCCGAAUCUGUCCCUCUGCUUUGACUCCGAUGCUGAAGUGUUUUUUUUUCGAUCGACAGUGUAAGACUGAAUUCUUACCCUUCAAGAUACAUUGAAAUAAUUAUUAACUGAUCAAUAUAGAGGCUCGUCCAACUUCUUUGGAAUUGGGGUUGUAAAUAAAGACAUUAUUUCAGUAUAUUUUGUGACAUUUUUGUUUGGUAUGUGUGCCAUGAGAUUUUUGUUUUGUAAAAUAUGUACCUUGGCCCAAUAAAGGAUGGAAACCACUGCUCUAAACCUUACUGUAAAUGUUUUAAGUAACAUCUUCACUGUCAUAUACAUACAAGUUUAACCGAAAUUAUAAGGCAAUUUUCCCCCAAAAUCUUGGUCGUAUUCAGAAGUGUACAAUCUCAGACAUUCCACUUAGAUGAGGUUUCAUUGUACAGUAAAAUUAUGUUGCAGAGGGGUAGCAAGGUGGGUUAGUGGUUAGUACAGCUGCCUCAAAGUUCUGAGGUUAAGGGUUCAAGCUGGUUUUCAUGUUCUAACAAUGCUUGUGUGGGUUUCCUCACAAACUCCAAAAAUGUGCAUGUGAGUGAUCCAAAUUGCCCUUGUGAUAGGUGUGAAUAUGAGUAUGGAUGGGUGUUUGUCUAUAUUUGCCCUGCAAUUGGCUGUCGACAGUCCAGGUUGUACCCUACCGCUCACCCAAAGUCAGCUGGGAUAGGCUCCACCUCACCUGUGCCCCUAAUAAGGAUAGAUAAUGGAUGGUGUUAUAAAUGGAUGUUGCAGAGUGAACACUUGUUCUAUUACCUAGUAGAGCUUGCUUGCUAAAAACAAAAGACACCUUGAAAAGCAGCCAGAUGUACACUUGUGAUGAUUCAUCUUAUGUGGCAAUUGGACGUGUGAAACUGGAUUUCAUUGUAAAGAGGAGAUGCGUGUCAUUCAUGAUACAUAUUCAAGUAAAAGAAGCAGGAAGCAAGAAGGUGAAAGCUCCUGCUGGAAGGCGGGAGCUGGUACAAUGACGCUGAUAUCGCAUGUGGGGUCUCUGUCUCUUUAAGCCAGCCGCACAGCACUGCAGCAUGUGGGUGCUGCAGUACAGACCGGGAGAGGGUGAGAGAAGCAUUGCUAUCACAGGAGUCAAGACUAUGGAGGGAAAUGUAACACCUCGGGAUUCGGAGGCCCGAGCAAAGUGAGAGGCCAACAGGGUUUUAGAGGGGUAAGGAGUACCGGCGGAGGGGUGGCAGAGCGAGCGCAGAAGGGGCUCUUUAUUCGAAGCGUGGCACCGGUGGCAGAGUGGCUGCGCUGGGAUGGCAGGGGGGGGCCAUGGGUGGGCUGGCCUUGGGGCAGCCCUCUGGGGGACAGAGGCAGGCGGGGGCAGCAGAGAAGGGCUAGCGAGGGUUACGGGACAAUGCCCUCCAGAUGGUGCCACCAUGCUCCACCCAUGGCACAGAUAACACCUGGGCAAGACGGAGGGCGCAGGGAGACAGCGGUGGAGGGCAAGUCCAGCAGGAAUGUAGGAGGUGUCACGGUGGGCAGAAAAUUCCUUGGUCAGGUGUCUCUUCAUCUGGAGGAGGUGAGGGGGGACUCGGAGGGGGAGGUCAGCAGCGCCUGCUUCGGGCAGGUGUCACGCCGGCUGGGACGAUUUUUGAAGAGAUUGCCCAAGUCUCGAUCCUGGAGUGACGGCCUCAGGAUCCUUCGGAGAUCAGCCUCCAACGGGUCGCUGCUCCCCACCUCAGACUGCACGUACACCUGCCAUCUGGAGUGUGAGAGACAGGUCCAGCUGGACUGCAACCAGAGGGACAAUGUGCCUGAAGAAACUAAUUUUCCCAGAAGCCACUCCUCCACAGCAGAACACAAAAGUGAGGCAAAGGAGGAAGAGGAAGGAGGUGUAAAAGACCUUCCAGAGGAAGAGGUGUGCACCAGGGUAGAAGAAUACAACUCCCGGGUGUCAGAGAAUGGCAUGAAACUGGCUUCAGACGGCUCUUACACAGGUUUCAUCAAAGUCCAUCUGAGGCUCAGUCGACCCGUCACAGUGCCCGCUGUGGAGGUGCUGGUCCCUGGAGGCCCUGAUGGAUCACCGUCACAGGGUCAAGAGCGUGGACAGGGUGAGGACAGAACCUCCUUCUACCUUCCAUGUGACUGCGUCAAGCAGCUGCACAUCAGCUCCACGACAACCACCAGAGAGGUGAUUCAAGGCUUGCUGAAGAAGUUCAUGGUGUUGGACAACCCUCGCAAGUUUGCCUUGUACAGACAGACGCAUCGCGAUGGACAAGAUUUGUUCCAGAAACUUCCUCUGUGUGAGCGUCCUCUUCUUCUGAGACUGAUUGCAGGGCCUGACCCCGAGCAGCUCAGUUUUGUCCUCAAGGAAAACGAAACUGGAGAAGUUGAGUGGCAUGCCUUCUCCGUCCCGGAGCUCCAAAACUUCCUGGUCAUUCUGGAUAAGGAAGAGGCGGAGCGUGUGCGAGCGGUGGAGUCUAAAUAUACAAUGUACAGAUGCAAACUACAGCUAGCUCUACAACAACACGACCCCUGACCCCCUCACCUGGUACCAUGUGACCUCAAAGCAGGGAGAGGUUCCACCCUUUCAACACUGAACACCCAACCCGUCACCCCUCCAAAGACCCGCGAUCCAAUCAGAGAGCUCGGAGAUGGAGCUGAGCUCGUCUCCGCAUACACACAAACAAACAAAGCCUUUCUCAGGACACAUUGUACUCCCCCCUCCUCCUCAUCUACCAUCUUUGAGGAGCUCUAGGAGACUUUAGGGGUGUUUGAACUCUCGCAACAACACAGCUGGGACUGCAAAGUGUUUAAUUGCAUUUAAAAUGACCUUCUCUCCUUCUGCUACUGCUGCUACUGCAAAGUGUUACUUAUGCACGUGUCUCUCUCAGCUCAUCCCCACACAUACAGUAUUGCUGACCACCCAUUGAGAAUGAUAAAUAGAACGCAUGGUUACCUUUUCAGCAUCUCUUUGGAAUGAAAGGACAAUCAUAACAGGCGUUUGUUUUCUUGAAAUGUUGGCUCGGAUGUGCAAGAUUCAGGCGUUCAUUUUGUUGCUUGAAUCGACGACGUGGACUUAUGAGAGAGGUGUAGGGACUGUCUUGUUGAACAAAGAACACUGCUUUAAAAACAAUCCUAUACUAAAUCCUAGAAUUCUGGAUUCCUACUUCAGCAAGUCAGUAAGGUGUUUAAUGAGAACCAGCCUCCCUCCAUGUGACGAAUGUCUGAGCUCCGCCUGCAAACGAAGCCAUUUUGUGACUCAAAAAGACUGUUUUGUGCAUUUGAUGAUUAUGAUGUUUGCGCCAAACUCAGAGGAACACAUCCAGCAUGGUGAUUUUAAAAUGCGGGAAACACAUUUGGAUGCUUUUUCAAUUUUAAAACGGCAUAUACACCGACUGGCCACAACAUGAGGUGUGGAGAUCUAUCAUAAGAUUGAUUGAUACUGCCAGAGAGCUGUUUAUUUAACAGUAGUUUCUAGUGUGGUUGUUCUUUAGCUUGCUGCAUCUUAAUCAGAGCUGCAUCCAAUUACACAGAAUUAUUGGAUCACAAGUGGUUAUUAUAAAAAUAACUGCUGCUUUUCCACUGAACAGUACCAGUUCAGUGAGACUCUGCACACCUUGCUUUGGGACUGAAAAACACGACAAAACGAAACACCAUAUCAAAUAACGAUUGUCUCCUAUAUUUACAAAUUCAAUUAAGGAGGACACUGUGGGCAGCAGGAAAAUGAACCACCGCAGGAAAGUGGAGAGACUGUGGAGUCCUGUAGAAUACUGCAGUGUCCAGAACUUAGGCAUAAUAGAGCAAGAUCAAAUUGGCUUGUGGUUAUAUGCAUCCUAGAAUGUGUUGUGGCUGGCCAAGUACUAUUUCUAAGAGGAAAGAGAUCAAUAGUAGAGAGUAGAGCCAUAAAAGUACUUACCUUGCAUGGGAAAUGGGGCAAAUUGCUUCAAGGCUAUGGCCAGUGGGGUUGUCACUAACAUGCAGGUAACUUCUACAUAAAUUAAAAAGAAACAAAGCAAAAAUCAGAAAGGUUAUGUACCAGUGAUGGGUUUGUGAUGCAUACAGUAUGUGAUAUGAUCAGUAUACACUGGAAAAUGAUGGUUUGUUGUUAUGAUGAAUAUCAUUGUUCUUUUGGCAUCAUUGUGCAUGUGUGGAGUUAAUGCAUGUGUGGAGUUAAUGUGAAAACUGCAGUCUUUUGUUAUAUUGACUUCUACACAAACGCAUGUGGCCUCACUUAUUAUCAAAAUGUGCAUUAUUUCCAUCCUCAAAUGAAGUUGCAUGGAAAGGAGUUCAUUUUUUGUAUUAUCAAUUUCAUUCAGCAUUUGGACCAAAGAGUUGAUUUUUUUUUUUCUCCACAUAAUUCUGUUUCAACAUUUUCAAAUAAAUAUGAUAAAUGAGGCCACUUGUCCAUUAGCACUUAGUUAGCCUAAAAGCAUAGUUGUGUUUUUGGAAAACAAGAAAAAAAAAUAGUAAUUCAACAAGCAAGAAGAGUCCAGGUGCCUCGAUUCAACUUUUGCGGACAAGCAUGACCUGGAUAACUGAGAAUCCACACAAAGAAAAAAUAUGCAUUUUAAGAAAAAUACUUUUUUUUUUUUGCAAGCACAUUGGUAUUUUCCUGAUUGAUAUUGUGAUAGUAAUUUAAAAAUGACUUAGGAGACUAUCCUAUGAGGCUAACGACAUGCUUCUCAGUUAACAAUUUGUGCAACCAGAGCUGAUCCCACAGGCAGUGCCUUUUGUUUCCUGUGUCCAAUGGUAUCUGUACAUGCACCCAAUGGAUGGACGGUGUGUCCCUGUACACAGGUGCCUCACUGUUUGUAUGUGUGCAAAUAUUUUUCUUUGAGGUGGUGUCACAUGUUACUUUUAUUUCUUUCUUCCACCCACCCCUUUCACUCAUUUGUCAUUCCAACAAACCGUGUGUGCGACUGUUAUUUAUGUAAUUAUAUGCCCAAGGGUUGAGACGUUAUGCUUUUUUGCAACUAAUUUUGUUUGACUAGAAGAAGGGUGAUGACUAUAUCAAUAGAGAUGUACAGACUUGUCAGACAGAAAUUAAAAAAAGGUUAUCCCUUUAUUGGAAUCA
Molecule: messenger RNA, 5357 nt
Organism: Phyllopteryx taeniolatus (common seadragon)
Lineage: Eukaryota; Metazoa; Chordata; Actinopteri; Syngnathiformes; Syngnathidae
Gene: rassf5
Product: Ras association domain family member 5
Exons: 6
Coding region: 1695-2819 (374 amino acids)
Biological process (GO): signal transduction
Cellular component (GO): nucleus
Source: RefSeq, a predicted model, not a curated record